AUGCAGCCACGGGGCCCCUUCACUGGACGGCUGGGCUAUGCGUGCCUCAACACCGUGCUGCGCGGCCAGAAGCCACCGGUCUUUUGCUCGCGCAACGUGCGGAUAAAGACGAUCGAGGAGAAGGGCAUGGACUAUGUGCGGGACCUUGCACGGGCGAACGUCGCUGAUCUGAUCCCCAUGAUCGAGUGGUCGGCAGCCAACAACAUCCACUUCCUGCGCCUGUCGUCGGAGAUAUUCCCCUUCGCCUCGCACCUGCAGUACGGCUGGGACAUCAGCUUCCUGCAGGCCGAGCUCAAGGCCGCGGGCGAUGUGGCCAAGCGGCUGGGCGUGCGCCUGACGAUGCACCCGGGCCAGUUCUGCCAGCUCGGCGCGAAGAGCAGCACCGUGCUGGAGGCUAGCUUGCGCGAGUUUGAGCAUCACUGCAAGACCCUCGACCUGAUGGAGAUGGGCCCUGACUCGAUCAUGAUCCUACACGGCGGCGGCACGUAUGGCGACCAGGCAGCGACGCUGGAGCGCAUCGAGAACACCAUCACGACGCGCCUCUCUGCGUCAGCUCGUGCCCGUCUGGUGCUGGAGAACGACGAGCUGUCGUACUCGGCCGAGGAGCUGCUGCCGCUCUGCGAGAAGCUUUCCGUCCCGCUCGUCUUCGACUGGCACCACGACGCACUGCGCCCUUCGAGCCUGACGCCGACGGAGCUCAUGCCGCGCAUUCUUGCCAUCUUCCACAAGCGCGGCAUUCGCCCCAAGUUCCAUCUCUCGGAGCCAAGAGCCGGUGCCAUGACUCUGCGCGCAAGGCGAGCACACUCGGACCGCUGCGGACAGCUGCCGCUCGAGCUGCCGAGCGACGCCGACUUGAUGCUAGAGUGCAAAGACAAGGAGCAGGGCGUGCUGCAUAUGUACCGCAUCUACAAGCUCUUCGAACCCGACGUCGCCUCGUUGCGACCCGAGGCCGACGACGCGACGACGCGCACGAGUGGCCGGCGCACCAAGCUCGACGGCAGCGGAGGCUCGUCGACGUCGCCGCGCAAGAAGGCCGGUCCGACGGCCAAGGAGCAAGAGCGCUCGCUCAUUGCUCGCACCAUCGCCAAGGCGAAGGAGGUCGCUGCCCGCACGGGACGCCCGUACACGGGCCCGCCGGACGAGGAGGACCUGGCUCGCUUGCGCCAGGCGGAGCUGAGCAGCAGAGACGUGCUGCUCGACAUGCGCAAGCGCGCAGACGCUGUCCGCGCUGACCUCAAGGCCGGACGCCCGCGCACGUCGACGGCGGCCGAGGACCUCGAUGAGGCGGGUGCGCUCGCUGAGGAGCCUGAGUAG
Messenger RNA from Tilletiopsis washingtonensis, 1314 nucleotides. Its product is annotated as UvdE-domain-containing protein. The record is from RefSeq and is a predicted model, not a curated record. Lineage: Eukaryota; Fungi; Basidiomycota; Exobasidiomycetes; Entylomatales. Gene Ontology annotation, molecular function: endonuclease activity. The coding region runs from base 1 to 1314 and encodes 437 amino acids. Gene Ontology annotation, cellular component: mitochondrion; nucleus. Gene Ontology annotation, biological process: nucleotide-excision repair; mitochondrial DNA repair; response to UV. The transcript is spliced from 4 exons.